AUGGCGCGCGAUAUAGCGUCGGGCAUCCGGCUAACCAGCAACAAGCGCGUUGGGGGAUUGUCAUGGCUCAAGGAUCGGCGGUGUCAUCUGCUGGGCCUCAAGGGACCGACGAUUCCGCAACACCGCCUCGGCAAUCGAUAUCUAUUUAGCUUUAUCGACCAAAAAUCUAACUACUGCCGCGUGUUCCUCGCGCGCACGAAGAACGCUGCGGUGAAACAGUUUGAGGCUUUCCUCGUUCACUGUGAGAAGCGAUUCGGUUUCAAGGUUCAUGUGCUGCGGACGGACGGCGGCGGAGUGUACGACAACGUCGAUUUGUUAUGCAAACGCACAGGUGUCGCGCGCCAAGUGUCCAAAGCGCGCAACCAGGCGUCAAACGGCAAGGCGGAGAGGAUGCAUCGGACGGUGCUGAACCUUGCGCACAGCACGAUAUUUCCGUGUGCGCUACCGUUUCAAUUUUGGAGGGACGUGGUUUAG
Messenger RNA from Peronospora matthiolae, 474 nucleotides. Lineage: Eukaryota; Oomycota; Peronosporomycetes; Peronosporales; Peronosporaceae. The record is from the annotation of a GenBank genome assembly.